GUUUAGCGUGUAUGUUGGGAAUGAUAUGAUUUUGAUAGAUAAUAUGAUUUUGACAUCUCUAAAUACAGAUGUCUAUAUAUUAGAAAAAUAGGUUCGUUCAUGUGUACUGUAGAUAACUAGACACAUACAAAGCCAGAAGAAGGUAGUGAUUAGAAAGUAAAAACUAACAUGUGGAGGACUAUUUUGAACGUUGCUUUGCUAGCUUUUCUAGUUCAUGCAGUUGUGCUUCAAGCUCUGGAUCAAUCAGGGUUCAUCAGCAUAGAUUGCGGAGCCUUGCCCAACUCUACUGAUUGGAAAGACAUACAAUAUAUUUCAGAUGUCGGUAUCAUUAGCAGUGGUGUAGCUAAAUCAGUGAGUUCUGACUCCAUAAGUUACUUCAAACAUAAUCAACUGUGGACUCUGAGAAGCUUCCCGGAAGGAAGAAGAAACUGCUACAAGAUAAACAACAUCACAAUAGGCUCCAAAUAUCUGAUCCGCCUUGAGUUUGCGUACGGAAACUACGACGGGAGUAAAACUUUUCCAAAGUUUGAUGUGUAUCUUGGAGUUAACAAGUGGGAUACAGUAAGCUUUGGAAACGCCACGCUUAAUCCCUACGGGUACGAGACCGAAGAGAUUAUACAUAUAGCUUCACAGGAAUACAUAAAUAUCUGUUUGGUGAAUACAGGCCAUGGCACACCAUUUAUAUCAACCAUAGAUUUGAGGCCUUUGAAAAAUGAUACCUAUUCCAUCACUUCUCCAUCUGCUUUUGGAUCACUGGUUAACUACUACCGUGACGAUUUCGGUUAUUCAUCCAGCGACGACGACGAUGACGACUAUAUCAGGUACGUGGAUGAUCCCUUUGAUCGUCAAUGGAGAAUCUUCAUGCAACCUGAUUGGGUAAAAUUGUCUGAUUCAAGUAUUACAACUGCUGAUGCCUUUAGCAAGAAUGAUUACCAGUUGCCAGCAGGUGUCAUGAAUACCGCGAUCACACCGGCAAAUGCAAGUGAUCCAUUAGUGAUAAACUGGAGGCCAGAAAUUCCAAUAAGUGAUGUAUACUAUAUAUACAUGCAUUUUAUGGAGGUUGAGGCUGAGUCGAACAACAACGAAAUAAGGGAAUUUAACAUCUUUGUGGACGGUAAGCUAUUCUCUGAAAAACCCGUGCAGCCGCCCUACCUCUCUACAAAAACAAUCAGAGUCGUAGUCCCGAACUCGGUUGAUAUUUCACUCGAAAAAACGCCGCUUUCAACCCUGCCUCCCAUCAUCAACGCCAUUGAAGUUUACGAAUUAAUUCAAUUCCACCAAUUGGAUACAUUCCAAGCAGAUGUUGAUGCCAUCACAAGGAUCCAGUCCGUCUAUGGUUUGGCAAUAAGAGAAGAGUGGCAAGGGGAUCCAUGCGGCCCCGCAGGCUACAUGUGGGAGUGGGACGGUCUCAAUUGUACUCGUCAUCUAAAUGAAUCCCCUAGGAUUACUGCCUUAAAUUUAUCUUCUAGUGGAUUGACGGGAGCUAUAGAUCCUUCCUUUUCACACCUCACUAUGUUGGAAAAGUUGGAUUUGUCAAACAACCACUUGAAUGGCCAAGUUCCGGAGUUUCUCUCUCAAUUACAAAACUUAAAAAUUUUGAACUUGGCGGGAAAUAACCUCAGUGGUUCAUUACCUUCAACACUACUUGAGAAAUCUAACAAAGGUUUCUUAUCACUCAAUGUUGAUCAAAAUCCAUAUCUACUAUGUGAAUCUGGAGAAUGCAAAGUAAAAAAGAAGAAAAAGAAGACAAAGCCAUUCUUAGUAGCUGCAGCUAUUGGGCUUUCAGUCGUUUUAGUGGCAGUGACCGCCGCAGCUAUAGUCUGGACUCUUAAUAAAAGGAGAAAAACCAAAGUAGAAAUUACUCCAAAGGAGAUCAAGCAAGAGGAUGAUGUAUCACUCAAGUUCAAGAAUAAAAUCUAUUCAUACUCUGAUAUCCUUAAAAUCACCAACAACUUCUGUCAAAUCCUUGGUAAAGGUGGAUUUGGAACAGUUUAUAUGGGAUAUGUUGAUGAUGCUCCAGUUGCAGUGAAGAUGCUUUCUCAAUCCUCAGUUCAAGGUUAUCAGCAAUUCCAAGCAGAGGUUAAGCUUCUAAUGAGAGUUCAUCACAGAAAUUUGACCUCCCUUGUUGGAUACUGUAAUGAAGGAAGCAAUAAGGCUCUCAUAUACGAGUAUAUGGCUAAUGGAAACCUACAUGAACAUCUCUCAUCAGGUACCAAAUUCCUGAGCUGGAAAGACAGGCUCUGUAUAGCAGUAGAUGCAGCACAAGGAUUGGAAUAUUUACACAAUGGUUGCAAGCCACCUAUAAUCCACAGAGAUGUAAAAGCUUCAAACAUUUUGUUGACUGAAAACUUGCAUGCAAAAUUAUCUGAUUUCGGUUUGUCAAAGAUUAUCCCAAUCGAUGGGGGCAGUCAUGUUUCAACUGUUGUUGCCGGCACCGCUGGUUACUUGGACCCCAAUUACUACCAAUCAAGCAGAUUAACAGAGAAAAGUGAUAUUUAUAGUUUUGGAGUUGUUCUUUUGGAGUUAAUCACAAGUCAAGCAGCAAUAAGAAUGGCAGAAGAUGAUGAUGAUGAUGAUGAGAAAACUCACUUAAGUCAUUGGGUUAGUUCGAUGGUGGAGAGAGGGGAUAUCCAUGGCAUUGUUGACUCGAGGUUAGGGAGAGACUUUGACUGUAGCUCUGCCUGGAAGGUUGUGGAAACAGCAAUGGCUUGUGUGUCACAAAGCUCUAAUGAAAGACCAAUCAUGAGUGAGGUAUUGAUUGAACUCAAGAACGCUUUGGCCAUGGAAUUAAGUCAAACAAAAUAUGGUGGUGGUGGCAACAAAAGUAAUGGAGAUUCAUCGGUUGAACUAGUCUUUGUGAAUGUACAAAAUGAAUCCACUCCUCAGGCCAGGUAAUUAAGAGCUUGAUUGUCUAGGAUCAAGCUUGUUAAUAGGGUAAUAGUGAAUAAGAUCAAGGCACAAUUGCAAGUAGAAAGUGAUGUAUUACAACAAUAAGAUCAACUUGGACUUGCAUGCAAUCCUUCUGCCUUUUUAAUGAUCAAUCAUUUGUUGGUUUUCUUUCUCUUUUUUUUAAUGUAUCUUUUAUGCAAUGAAC
Molecule: messenger RNA, 3094 nt
Organism: Arachis ipaensis
Lineage: Eukaryota; Viridiplantae; Streptophyta; Magnoliopsida; Fabales; Fabaceae
Product: putative leucine-rich repeat receptor-like protein kinase At2g19210
Biological process (GO): protein phosphorylation
Molecular function (GO): ATP binding; protein kinase activity; protein binding
Source: RefSeq, a predicted model, not a curated record